Messenger RNA from Didymosphaeria variabile, 579 nucleotides. RefSeq lists its product as uncharacterized. The record is from RefSeq and is a predicted model, not a curated record. The coding region runs from base 1 to 579 and encodes 192 amino acids. Lineage: Eukaryota; Fungi; Ascomycota; Dothideomycetes; Pleosporales; Didymosphaeriaceae. The transcript has 3 exons.
AUGGACUGGGUAGAGUUCGAUACACAAUCUGGCGCUGGAUUCAUGACAAGGGAUGGCGUGCCAAUCUAUCAGCAGAUCCGCAAAGAUGUGCCGAUAAUCGCGGGCACUACAGACGUAGAUGAGGCCGCCGAGAAUGCCGGCGGUCUUUCCAACAUAAACCGACUGCUAUUCCAGUAUGACGACGAGAUUUUCGAACAUGAUGGCAUGACGGACGAAGAAGACGCCGAUGGACCAGCUGAGGGCACCGAUCCGGCAACUAUUGGCAGUUACGCUGGAAAGCUGCUGAAGUUGCGACCCGAUUCCGCCAGCAUUUGCAACACCAUGAGAGAUCGACGGGACUACAUGCCUAGCCACAUCGACAGAAUCAGACGUUUCGUCCAGCGGAACCACCAGCACAGCGGCACCAUGACCAUGGAUGACGGUAAAGAGCGGAAGAACUGCACAGGGCAGUAUGGGCCUGCCUGGGAUUGUCUGCACGUCUCACCCAAACACGAGAGGCAGGCAGGCAUGCUGAGGACAGUGGGCUACGAAGACCUGCCCGAAGUGCACAAGCCCACGCUGGAAAAGCGCGCCUUGUGA